Molecule: messenger RNA, 3556 nt
Organism: Capsicum annuum
Lineage: Eukaryota; Viridiplantae; Streptophyta; Magnoliopsida; Solanales; Solanaceae
Product: ubiquitin C-terminal hydrolase 12-like
Exons: 30
Coding region: 350-3205 (951 amino acids)
Molecular function (GO): protein binding
Source: RefSeq, a predicted model, not a curated record
CAAAAGCUAGCUCAUGAGGGGAGGAUUGCCCAAGAUCAUAUAAAGAGACCAAGGACCCUUUAACCCACCGAUGUGGGACUCCAACACCCCCCGCACGCCCAGGGCUGGACAUCUAGAGCGUAGACAAUAUAAGACGGGGGGCCCAACAUCGGAAACAAUGAACUGGGUGGGCCUGGCUCUGAUACCAUGAUAAAGAAAUGGACCUUGGGCCUAACUCAACCUCAAAAGCUAGCUCAUGAGGGGAGGAUUGCCCAAGAUCAUAUAAGGAGAUGAAGGACCCUUUAACCCACCGAUGUGAGACUCCAACAUAUGCCAUGUGGAUGAGAAGAAUAUAGUCAAGCAUAUCGGGAUGAAACUGAAGCAAAAGCAAGAAGAAAAGGAACAAAAGAGAACGGAAAAAUCUGAGGCUUGUCUGUACACAAUCAUCAAGGUAUCUCGUGAUGAAGACCUAGGUGAACAAAUUGGAAAGGAAAUUUAUUUUGAUCUUGUCGAUCAUGAUAAAGUGCAUAUAUUUCACAUUGAGAAACAAAUGACAUUUACUAAAUUCAAGGAGGAAGUUGCUAAGGCAUUUGGUGUACCAGUGCAGUUUCAACGUUACUGGCUAUGGGCAGAACGCAAGAACCAUACUUAUCGGCCUUAUCGUACAUUGACAGCUCAAGAAGAAAUUCAACCCGUUGGCCAACUGAGAGAGGUUUCAAACAAAGAGAAUAAUGCUGAGCUGGAACUAUUUCUGGAAGUAGAAUUAUGUUUGGAUUUGCGACCUUUUCCUCCACAAGAGAAGAUCAAGGAAGAUGUUCUUCUCUUUUUCAAACUGUAUGACCCUUUGAUAGAGAAGAUAAGAUACGUUGGACGACUUUUUGUAAAAGAAAGUGACAAGCCACUGGAUGUAUUAACAAAGAUAAAUGAGUUGGCUGGCUUUUCGGCUGAUGAAGAAAUUGAACUUUUUGAGGAAAUAAAAUUUGAACCCCAUGUGGUGUGUGAAAACAUCGACAGUAAUAUGAGUUUUCGUGAAUGUGUGAUAGGAGACGGGGAUAUAAUUUGCUUUCAGAAAUCUAUUCGAAAUCAAUGCAGUGAACAGUAUCGCUUUCCUGAGGUUCCUUUGUAUUUGGACUAUGUGCUCAAUAGACAGAUAAGACUGAGGAAAGAGCAAGAAGAAAAGGAACAAAAAAGAAAGGAGGGUGAAGAGGCUCGCCUCUAUACAAUCAUCAAGGUAGCUCGUGAUGAAGACCUCGGUGAACAAAUCGGAAAGGAGAUUUAUUUUGAUCUUGUGGAUCAUGAUAAAGUGCGUGCUUUUCAUAUACUGAAGCAGAUGCCAUUUACUCAAUUCAAGGAAGAAGUUGCUAGAACAUUUGGUACACCGGUGAAAUUUCAACGUUACUGGCUAUGGGAAAAACGUGAGAACUCUACGUAUCGACCUUAUCGUGCAUUGACAGCUCAAGAGGAAAUUCAAUCUGUUGGUGAACUGAGAGAUGUUUCAAAUAAAGGGAAUAGUGCUGAGAUAAAACUGUUUCUAGAAGUAGAAUUAUGCUUGGAUCUGCGACCUUUAUCUCCACCAGGAAAGGUCAAGGAAGUAAUUCUUCUGUUUUUCAAACUUUAUGACCCUUUGGAAGAGAAGAUAAGGUAUGUUGGGCGAAUGUUUGUAAACAGAAGUAGCAAGCUGCUGGAGAUAUUAACAAAGCUGAAUGAGUUGGCUGGCUUUUUGCCUGAUGAAGAAAUUGAUUUUUUUGAGGAGAUAAACUUUGAACCGAAUGUGAUUUGUGAACACAUUGACAGUAAUACGAGUUUUUGUGACUGUGAGAUGGGAGAUGGAGAUAUAAUAUGCUUUCAGAAAUCCCUUCGAAAUCAAUGUGGUGAACAAUAUCGCUUUCCUAAGGUUCCCUCUUUUUUGGAGUAUGUGCACAGUCGUCAGAGGCUGAAGAAAGAGCAAGAAGAAAAGGAACAACAGAGAAAGGAUAAAACAGAGGCUCGUUUUUACCAAAUCAUCAAGGUAGCUCGUGAUGAAGACAUCGGCGAACAAAUUGGGAAGGAGAUUUAUUUUGAUCUUGUGGAUCAUGAUAAAGUGCGUACUUUUCGUAUUCAAAAGCAGAUGCAGUUUAUUCAAUUCAAGGAGGAAGUUGCUAAGGAAUUUGGUAUAGCUGUUCAAUUUCAACGUUUCUGGUUAUGGCAAAAACGCCAGAACCAUUCAUAUCGGCCUCAUCGUGCUUUGAAAGCUCAAGAGGAAAUUCAAUCCGUAAGUGAACUGAGAGAGGGUUCAAAUAAAGGGAAUGAUGUUGAGCUAAAGCUAUACCUGCAAGUAGAUUUAUGCCUGAAUUUGCGACCAUUUGCUCCUCCGGGGAAGACCAAGGAAGAAAUCCUUAUUUUUUUCAAACUUUAUGACCCUCUGAAAGAGAAUAUAAGGUAUAUUGGACGACUAUCUGUAAAAGGAAGUGGCAAGCUGCAGGACAUAUUAUCGAAGCUAAAAGAGUUUGCUGGCAUUUCGCCUAAUGAGGAAAUUGAACUUUAUAAGGAAAUAAAUUUUGAACCCAGUGUGAUGUGUGAAAAAAUUGACAAUAUGUUGAGCUUUAGUGAGUGCCAGCUAGAAGACGGGGAUAUAAUUUGCUUUCAGAAAUCCCUUCAAAAUCAAUGCAUUGAACAAUAUCGCUUUCCUGAGGUUCCUUCAUUUUUGGAGUACGUGCACAAUCACCAGCAAAAAGAGCACAAAAUGCUUGCUUCUGGUUCCGAUUUUCCAACUAAGAGACCUGAGCCGCAUGAAGUUACACCAACGGACACAGCAAGUACAGUUGCUCCUCAGGAUGUGGAUGAUGCGGAAUCAACACGGUUCACAUGGACUGUUGACAAUUUUUCAACGUUGAAUGUGAAGUUGUACUCUGAUGUCUUUAGUGUAGGGGGAUGUAAAUGGAGGAUACUGAUGUUCCCAAAAGGAAAUAAUACAAAUCAUUUGUCAAUUUAUUUAGAUGCGGCAGAUGCUGCAUCAUUGCCUUCUGGUUGGAGUAGUUAUGCUGAGUUUAGCUUAGCUGUUCUCGAUCAAGUUCAUGGCGAAUUCACAGUUAGAAAAGAUACUAAGCACAUGUUUGAUGCAAGCAUGGAUGAUUGGGGUUUCACCUCAUUCUUGCCUCUUAUUGAACUACAUGAUCCUGGUAGAGGUUAUCUUGUGGAUGAUAAAGUCAUACUUGAAGCCGUUGUUUCCAUGCCUAAAAGUCAUUGACUCCGUGGUUUCGACUUUAAAGUCAUUGGUAAUAGACUUGGAAGACCACUGCUAGGACAUUGUUAUCGAGAGCAAAAUGGGGUAGCAGACUUCCUUGCAAAGAGCUGGAAAGAAACUUUUUGAUCAUUUUGCUUAUGUGCUAUUUCCUUGUGUGGCUGCUGUGGAAGCUUUAUUAGCAGAAGCAGAAAACUUAGGAACUACUUUUGUCAGCCAGUUUUCAGAUAUUCCUACUACUUCAGUUUAUGACUAGGCUUCGCAUGACCUAGGUUGCAUAUUUAUAUUUACAAUUAUCGUUUUCCUACCAAAAAAGUUCGUUCCUCCACAAUCAUUUGAAAACAAACUGUUUAAAAG